CCAGUUGACUAUAACGAGGCAAAUGUGGCCCGUGCGAUGCAGUAUCAGAAGAAUUUGGAAGCUGAUUUAGGCGGAACAGAAGUCUACCCGGCUUUGGAAGAGGCGUUCCAAUCUCCCUUGACUGGUAAAGAUUGGUACAAACAAAUCAUUUUCUUCACUGACGGAGAUGUGAACAAUGCGGAUGAGGUAAUUCUCUUCUUCGUUGAUUUUCCCCGCCUUCCCGAUGACCACUCACAUUCGGUUCGUGUUUGUUUUAGUGCCAAUAAUGGUCGAUUACUUCACAACGCUAUCGCUGGUGUACUGGUGGGCGAGUACUUGUGA
Messenger RNA from Echinostoma caproni, 321 nucleotides. The record is from the annotation of a GenBank genome assembly. Lineage: Eukaryota; Metazoa; Platyhelminthes; Trematoda; Plagiorchiida; Echinostomatidae.